Nematolebias whitei (Rio pearlfish) is the source of this 3813-nucleotide messenger RNA. RefSeq names its product insulin-like growth factor 1b receptor (gene igf1rb). Gene Ontology annotation, cellular component: axon; insulin receptor complex; membrane. Lineage: Eukaryota; Metazoa; Chordata; Actinopteri; Cyprinodontiformes; Rivulidae. The coding region runs from base 284 to 3553 and encodes 1089 amino acids. The record is from RefSeq and is a predicted model, not a curated record. Gene Ontology annotation, molecular function: insulin receptor substrate binding; ATP binding; insulin receptor activity. The transcript is spliced from 19 exons. Gene Ontology annotation, biological process: positive regulation of kinase activity; insulin-like growth factor receptor signaling pathway; multicellular organism development.
AGCUUGUACAGCAGAGGGUGAGUGCUGCCACUCUCAGUGUCUGGGCAGCUGCACGGUACCUGGCAGCGACACUGCAUGUGCCGCGUGCGUGCACUACUACCACGAAGGGCGCUGUGUGGCUGACUGCCCUCCACACACGUACAGGUUCGAAGGCUGGCGGUGCAUCAGCAAAGAUCUCUGCUCCAAAGUCCACCUCCCGGACUUUGACACCUUCGUCAUCCACGGAGGAGAGUGCCUUCCUGAAUGUCCAUCUGGGUUCACACGAUCUGCAGCCGCCAGCAGUAUGAAGUGUACAGCCUGCGAUGGGCUGUGCGAUAAAGUGUGUGAGGGGAAGGAGAUCGACUCCAUGGAUGCUGCCCAGUCUCUCAAAGGAUGCACCGUUAUCAAAGGCAACCUGCAAAUCACCAUCCGCAGAGGCCAUGACAUCAUGGCAGAGCUGGAGAGCUUCACUGGUUUGAUCCAGAGGGUAACGGGUUAUGUCCGGAUCACAAAUUCGCACACGCUGAGCUCUCUGGCAUUCCUUCGUAGCCUCAGAUACAUCGAUGGAGAAAACCUUCUAGAAGACAUGUAUGCUUUCUCAGCAAACAACAACCAGGAGCUCCAGUAUCUUUGGGACUGGAAUCAGCACAACCUGACCAUAAAAACAGGAAAGCUUUUCUUCAAAGGCAACCCAAAGCUCUGCAUGUCCGAGAUCCGCAAGAUGUGGGACAAGACGGGCAUCCAGGGCCGCUUCGAUGAGACCGAUUUCCACAAGAAUGGCUACAGAGCCAGUUGUGAAAGCACUAUCCUGCAAUUUACGCACAACAGCACCAUGAGCACAAGGAUCAAGCUGACAUGGGAGCGCUACCGCCCUCCUGACUACAGAGACCUCAUCAGCUUUGUAGUCUACUACAAGGAGGCUCCAUUUCAGAACAUCACAGAGUUUGAGGGGCAGGAUGGUUGUGGCUCCAACAGCUGGAAUAUGGUGGACGUGGAGCUGAGGCCGGAUAAGGAGUCGGACCCUGGGGUUCUGCUCUCUAGCCUUAAACCGUGGACGCAGUAUGCCAUCUUUGUUAAAGCGAUCACGCUCAUGGUUGAAGACAAACAUAUACUCGGUGCAAAGACCAAGGUGGUUUACAUCCGCACCAGCCCCUCUGCACCCUCCAUGCCUCAGGACGUGCGGGCGUAUUCUAACUCAUCUACUCAGCUGGUGGUACGCUGGUUGCCCCCAGUCUCACCCAAUGGGAACCAGACUUACUACUUGGUGAGAUGGCAACAACAAGCUGAAGACCGGGAACUGUAUCAGCACAACUACUGCUCUAAAGAGCUGAAGAUCCCCAUCAGGAUUGCUGCUACAGGCGUUGGAGAUCCAGAAGAGGACACAAAGCCAACUAAACCAGAUCUUGAUGGGUUAGACAAAGGCCCUUGUUGCCCAUGCCCCAAAUCGGUGGAAGAGCUGGAGGCCGAAGCUGCUGAUGCUUCUUAUAGAAAAGUCUUUGAAAACUUCCUGCACAACUCAAUAUUUACACCAAGGCCCCCAGAUCGACGCCGCAGAGAUCUGUUUGGUGUUGCUAACUCCACUCGAUCUCGCCACCCUCAGCUAUACACCAACAGCUCUGUCCCCCCUUUCCAAUCCGCCGGCAACAGCAGCCUCGCUGACUACGCUGAACCAGAGUACGAGUUCGUGGAGCAGGCGGUGACUGAUCGGGAGCUGCAGAUCUCUGGCCUGAAGCCCUUCACCGUUUAUCGCGUUGACAUUCACGCCUGCAACAGACAGGUUCAGCGCUGCAGCGCAGCCGAGUUUGUCUUCUCCAGAACCAAGCCUGCAGAAAAGGCUGACGACAUCCCAGGCCCCGUGAACUGGGAUGGACAUGAGAACUGGGUGCUUCUGAACUGGCCAGAGCCCCAACAUCCCAACGGCCUCAUCCUCAUGUAUGAGAUAAAGUUUAAACUGGCUGCAGAGGCGGAGAAGCACGAGUGUGUAUCAGGACAAGUGUAUCGGACUCAACGUAGCGUUCGGCUGUCCAAUCUCAGUCCAGGAAACUACUCUGUCAGAGUGAGAGCCACUUCACUGGCUGGCAAUGGCUCCUGGACGCACAAUCUCCAUUUCUAUGUGGCCGAAAGAUAUGAAAACGCCUUCUACGUUAUGAUCUUCGUUCCCAUCUCCAUCAUCCUUCUUAUUUGUUUUCUGGUUGCAAUACUGGUGGUUUUCAACAAGAAAAGGAACAGUGACAGGCUGGGGAAGGGAGUCCUGUAUGCAUCGGUCAACCCUGAAUACUUCAGCGCUGCAGAAAUGUAUGUACCAGAUGAGUGGGAGGUGCCCCGGGAGAAGAUCACCUUGUGCCGGGAGCUCGGCCAGGGCUCGUUUGGUAUGGUGUAUGAGGGCAUAGCUAAAGGCGUAGUCAAAGACGAGCCGGAGACACACGUCGCCGUCAAGACUGUCAAUGAGUCUGCCAGCAUGAGAGAGAGGAUUGAGUUUCUGAAUGAAGCCUCGGUCAUGAAGGAGUUCAACUGCCACCACGUGGUUCGUCUCCUGGGCGUUGUCUCUCAGGGCCAACCCACCCUGGUUAUCAUGGAGUUGAUGACAAGAGGAGACCUGAAGAGUUACUUGCGCUCGCUGCGUCCUAAAGAGCAGCAGUUUUCGAGUCUGUCUCUCCCUCCUCUGAAGAAGAUGCUGCAGAUGGCAGGGCAGAUCGCUGACGGCAUGGCUUACCUCAACGCCAACAAGUUUGUCCACCGAGAUCUGGCUGCCAGGAACUGCAUGGUGGCCGAGGACUUCACAGUUAAGAUUGGAGAUUUUGGCAUGACCAGAGACAUCUAUGAGACAGAUUACUAUCGUAAGGGUGGUAAAGGUUUGCUGCCUGUCCGCUGGAUGUCGCCUGAGUCUCUGAAGGACGGUGUUUUCACCACCAACUCUGAUGUCUGGUCAUUUGGAGUUGUUUUGUGGGAAAUUGCCACGCUGGCAGAGCAGCCUUACCAAGGUCUGUCCAAUGAACAAGUCCUUCGCUUUGUCAUGGAGGGGGGGCUGCUGGAGAAACCACAGAGCUGCCCGGACAUGCUGUUUGAGCUGAUGCGGAUGUGUUGGCAGUACAAUCCUAAAAUGCGUCCGUCCUUUGUGGAGAUCAUCAGCAGCAUAAAGGACGAUCUGGAGCCGUCUUUCUGUGAGGUCAGUUUCUUCUACAGUGCUGACAACAAGCCCGCUGAAACGUCACAGCUCCACAUGGAAAUGCUGGACCACACGGCGGACUUUGCGCUGGACCCCACUUCUUCCGCACAGCAACCCCCCCAGCAGACCCCACACACUCCAGGCUCAGAGCCCCCACCUGCCCCGUCACAAGCCCCCAGCUCUCCGUCCUCCCCCUGCACGUCGAGCUCCAUCAUGGACAAGCAGCCCUUAGGCCAGCAGGCGGCCAACGGGCUCUCGGGGCCAGUUCUCCCGGCCGCCUCGGGGCUCAGCGCGGGCUCAGGCGUCACGAUCCGGCCGUCCUCAGACGAACUGCCGCCAUACGCGCACAUGAACGGAGGACGCAAAAACGAGCGCGCCAUGCCUCUUCCUCAGUCCUCAGCCUGCUGAUAAGACUGACCAGACUGCAAGCGUCCACCUACUGCCGUGAAGAAUCAGACGUCUCAGUACAAGGUGGAUGUGGUUACUCACAGAUCCAAAUGAAGGUGGAGAAAACUGUUGUUCUGUUAUAUCGCCACACACGGUCCCAGCCUGUCCUAGGUUCAGUUUCUACCAGCCGGCUGUCAGAUGUGACACUGCCUCUGCUGCUGAGUAGGAAGACCAAAAAGAAGAAAAAGACUAUAAACUAAAAAAAAAAAUACUUUAAGGAA